AUGCCAUCAAAUUCUCAUGGAGAUAGAGAUAAGAUUGGGCAUGAAAGGAAGAAGAAAUCAGAAGUGGGUGGAGAAAAGCAUUACAGAGGGGUGAGGAAAAGGCCAUGGGGGAAAUAUGCUACUGGGAUUAGAGACUCAAACAGAAAGGGGAUUAGAAUAUGGCUUGGGACAUUCAAUAGUGCAGAGGAAGCGGCCAUGGCUUACGGCAGUUCUGCCCUAAGCAUUAGAGGCCCAAGAGCUAUCCUCAACUUUCCUAUAAUAAACUCUCAUUUCAUGAGUUCACAAGCAUUCAAGGAGGAGGAGAGUCUUGGAAGUGGAGAUCAUAUUGCAAAAGAAGAAGAAGAAGAAGAAGGAGGGAAGAACAUGUGA
Messenger RNA from Cryptomeria japonica (Japanese cedar), 369 nucleotides. RefSeq names its product ethylene-response factor C3-like. The coding region runs from base 1 to 369 and encodes 122 amino acids. The record is from RefSeq and is a predicted model, not a curated record. Gene Ontology annotation, molecular function: DNA binding; DNA-binding transcription factor activity. The transcript has a single exon. Lineage: Eukaryota; Viridiplantae; Streptophyta; Pinopsida; Cupressales; Cupressaceae. Gene Ontology annotation, biological process: regulation of DNA-templated transcription; ethylene-activated signaling pathway.